UUUUGAUGAAGAAGUAAGCAAGCUCUCGGAUGAGCAGGACAUGGAGAGCCGAGGCUAGCAUUAGUCAUGUAAGCUGCGACCAUGUUCAAGAACGCAUAUGGACGACAGCGUGUGUUGGCUUUGCGAUGCAACAACGCAAGCGCUUCAUCAGUCGAUGCUCGUAGAAGCGAAGGUGGAAAAUAUAUUUGCUCGGUAGCGCUGCCGUCGGAGGAAGCUCUAGCGAAUAAGAGGUGCCCGAGAUCGGAACAGGAGGGGAAGGGAGCAUCGUCACUGGCGGGGGCAUUUGCUGCGCAAAAAUAUCGAGACACCCCACGCCGGGCGCCAGUGCUCUACAUAUACCCCAGAUACCCUUUGCUUUGCCUUUCUUUUGCACUUCAAUUGAUCCUCCAGAAUUGUUGAAGUAUACAUUCAAAAUGGGCGGCCAAAAGACUGGUGAGCACACUUACAGUGCUACACU
This is a messenger RNA of Didymella exigua CBS 183.55, 457 nucleotides long. RefSeq lists its product as uncharacterized. The record is from RefSeq and is a predicted model, not a curated record. The coding region runs from base 82 to 399 and encodes 105 amino acids. NCBI's taxonomy places the organism in Eukaryota, Fungi, Ascomycota, Dothideomycetes, Pleosporales, Didymellaceae. The transcript has a single exon.